This is a messenger RNA of Acanthosepion pharaonis, 1359 nucleotides long. The record is from the annotation of a GenBank genome assembly. Lineage: Eukaryota; Metazoa; Mollusca; Cephalopoda; Sepiida; Sepiidae.
AUGAUUCUUCUCUUUAUUGUUUCUGUCUUUUUUCGAAUAUCGUCUUUUUCACUUAAAAAAAACUUUCCUUCUUUUUUCUUCUUCUUCUUUGUUUUCCCUUUAUUCUUAACCCAAUCCCUUUCUUUCUUUCUUUCUUUCUUUUUUCUUUCUUUCUUUCUUUCUUUCUUUCUUUCUUUCUUUCUUUCUUUGUUCACCUGUCUUUCUCUAUCUUUAUUCUUAACCCAAUCCCUUUCUUUCUUUCUUUCUUUUUUUUCUUUCUUUCUUUCUUUCUUUCUUUCUUUCUUUCUUUGUUCACCUGUCUUUCUCUAUCUUUAUUCUUUUAUUCUUAAGCCAAUCACAUUUUCUUUCUUUUUAUUUCUUCCUCGACUUAAACAUUUCUUUCUUCCUCCGCUUAAACACUUCUUUCUUCGCUUGAACAGUUUCUCAUUUAUUAUACUACUGUUUAAAUCUUCCAUCUUUUACUUCACUUAUCCUCUACUUCCUUUUUUUAUUUUUAUUUUAAACACUUUCCUUCUUUUGAGUGCGUUCCUUUUUUUUUGUCUUCCUCCGCUUAAACACUUCUUUCUUCCUCCGCUUAAACACAUCUUUCAUCCUGCAGUUAAAGACUUCUUUCUUCCCCCGCUUAAACACUUCAAUCUUCCCCCAAUUAAAUACUUUCCUUCUUUUGAGUACUUUCUUUUUUUUCUUUCGCCAUCUUGCUUUAUUAUUUUAUUCCGCUCUUUUUCCUUUUUUUUUAUCUUCAUCUCGUUUUUCUUCUUUAAACUCUUUGCCUUCCUUUCUUCGUUUCUCUUUUACACGAUUUCUUUCUUUCAUUUUCUAUCUUCUAUUCGCAUGUUUACUCUUGUUUUUUUUUUCUCUUCUUCUUCAUUAAUUAUUUACACUUUCAUGUCAUCCUUUCCUCUUUUUACUCUUCUUUCUUUCUUUCUUUCUUUCUUUCUUUCUUCCUUUCUUUUCCUCUCUCUUAUUUCCUUUUUUUCUUUUUUGUGUAAUAUCCUUUUUUCUCUUUUGCUUUUUUUUUUGCUUUUUUCUAUUUCUUUCUUUCUUUCUUUCUUUUUAGUUCGUCUUUAUUUACUACUAAUCCUCCAGUUGUUUCUUUCUGAUUUCAUUCCUUCUUUCUUUUUACUACUAAUCAUACAGUUUUUUUCUGCCUCUUUUUCUUUCUUUGUUUUUACUUUCUUUCAUUUAGCUAGGCGUAUUUUUUUUAGUAGAUUCUUUAAAAUCCAUUUUCUUUCUUUCUUUCUUUCUUUCUUUCUUAAUAAUCCAUUUUUCUUUUCUUUCUUUCUUUCUUUCUUUCUUUCUUUCUUUCUUUCUUUCUUCUUUCUUAAUAAUCCAUUUUCUUUCUUUUUCUUUCUUUCUUAA